This is a messenger RNA of Cucurbita maxima (winter squash), 2602 nucleotides long. RefSeq names its product nucleobase-ascorbate transporter 7-like. Gene Ontology annotation, cellular component: plasma membrane; plasmodesma. Lineage: Eukaryota; Viridiplantae; Streptophyta; Magnoliopsida; Cucurbitales; Cucurbitaceae. Gene Ontology annotation, molecular function: transmembrane transporter activity. The record is from RefSeq and is a predicted model, not a curated record. The transcript is spliced from 15 exons. The coding region runs from base 752 to 2356 and encodes 534 amino acids. Gene Ontology annotation, biological process: transmembrane transport.
AUUCUUUACAGAAUGGAACAAACUGCUCUCAAAACAAUAUGACAAACCAACAUAAAUUGGGAUGUUUCUCGAUUCUCUUCUGCAAUUUCAGAGUUACAAAACCAAUCAACUUCACCUGAACUAAGCCAAUCUGCAAGCUUUCAGAGGACCUGUUCUUGGUGGGUGUCAAUGCAAACCAGAAUCCUUGCUGACCUGCUGAAACAAAGUCUCCUGCAAUUUGACAACACAUGGGAAGAAGGAAAAGGAAAUCUCAAGCUUAUUUUCUGCGAGCCUUGAGCGCCUUGAGCAUCCGACAUUGGUCCUUUAAUGGAGUUGCUUUGUUUAGGAUGAUAAACAAGCAAAGUUGCCUUACUGUUCUAAACUGUUCUAUAGUUACCCAUGUCAGUAAGUUAGCCAAUGAAAUGGGAGUGGCGAGACUUCAGCUUGGAGAAGCAUGGAAUAAGUUGUUUUUGUUCUGCAAGUAGUGGGAAUUGCUUAAACUAAUUGCAGAGAUUCGCAGGGGAGAUGGUGGAGAAAGGCUUUAAUACAAACUUUAUCUUUAGGUGAUUGAAGAAAAGUAAGAAGACUGACAAUAAAAUAACGAACAAGGAGAUGCUGCUGUGGCUUUAGGUUACGGAGAGGUGUGCUGCAUUCUUUCUUCCUCCAAGAGAGGAUAAAGGCAUAACUUUUGUUCCGGACUUUGACUUCUUUGUUUUUUCCUUCUAUUUGUGCGGAUUAUUUGGAAGAAGGGAAGGAGAAGGAAAACAAAACAAUGGCAGGAGGUGGAACAUCUGCACCACCGCCAAAACAGGAGGAGCUGCAGCCACAUCCAGUAAGAGAUCAGCUACCCAAUGUUGCUUAUUGCAUUACUAGUCCUCCUCCCUGGCCUGAAGCAAUUCUUCUGGGUUUCCAACAUUACUUGGUUAUGCUGGGAACAACAGUGCUAAUUCCCACCUCUCUAGUUCCCCAAAUGGGAGGAGGAAAUGAGGAGAAAGCAAAGAUGAUACAAACAUUACUGUUUGUAGCUGGUUUGAACACACUUCUCCAAACGUUUUUUGGUACUCGUUUACCUGCAGUAAUUGGAGGCUCGUAUUCAUAUGUGCCAACGACAAUUUCAAUUAUUUUGGCGGGUCGUUAUAGCGACAUUGUGAAUCCCCAGGAGAAAUUCGAGAGAAUUAUGCGUGGAAUUCAGGGUGCACUUAUUGUUGCCUCGACGCUUCAGAUCGUCGUCGGUUUUAGCGGCCUUUGGCGAAAUGUUGCUAGGUUCUUGAGUCCACUCUCUACUGUUCCUUUAGUAGCUUUGUCAGGAUUUGGGCUAUAUGAGUUGGGUUUCCCAGUGCUAUCAAAAUGUGUGGAGAUUGGGCUUCCACAGCUUAUCCUGCUAGUAGUGUUCUCACAGUAUAUACCUCAUAUGAUAAAAGGCGAACGGCACGUAUUCGACCGUUUUGCUGUUAUAUUCUCAGUUGUGAUUGUUUGGAUAUAUGCUCAUCUACUCACGGUGGGAGGUGCAUAUAAGAGUGUGGGUCCAAAGACUCAACUAAGCUGUCGUACUGAUCGUGCAGGCAUUAUAGGUGGUUCUUCAUGGAUUAGUAUUCCAUAUCCCUUUCAAUGGGGUGCACCCACAUUUGACGCUGGUGAAGCUUUUGCAAUGAUGGCUGCUUCAUUUGUUGCACUCGUAGAGUCCACAGGUGCUUUCUUUGCUGUGUCUAGAUAUGCAAGUGCAACUCCACUCCCGCCGUCUGUUCUUAGCCGGGGUGUCGGUUGGCAGGGAGUGGCCAUCUUGUUUUCUGGUAUAUUUGGCACAGGAAAUGGGUCCUCGGUAUCUAUUGAAAAUGCAGGGCUGUUAGCAUUAACACGCGUCGGUAGCCGAAGAGUGGUGCAAAUAUCUGCUGGCUUUAUGAUCUUCUUUUCCAUACUUGGAAAAUUCGGAGCUAUCUUUGCUUCAAUCCCUGCCCCGAUAAUUGCAGCUCUAUAUUGCUUUUUCUUUGCCUACGUUGGUUCAGCAGGCCUCAGCUUCCUUCAGUUUUGCAAUCUCAACAGUUUCAAGAUCAAAUUCAUAUUGGGCUUCUCUAUCUUCAUGGGACUAUCUAUUCCUCAGUACUUCAACGAGUACACCGCUGUUAACGGUUACGGUCCGGUACACACAAGAGCGAGAUGGUUCAAUGACAUGAUCAACGUGCCUUUCGCAUCUGAGCCAUUCGUUGCUGGAUUUCUGGCACUGUUUCUCGAUGUCACACUACACAGCAAGGACAAUGCAACAAAAAAGGACAGAGGAAUGCAUUGGUGGGACAAAUUCCGCUCGUUUAAAACCGAUACAAGAAGCGAAGAAUUCUAUUCUCUUCCGUUCAAUCUCAACAAAUUUUUCCCAUCUGUUUGAAGUUCAUUGCUGAUGAAAUGGUUUGCAGUCAUCACAUCAAGCUGAAGGCUAUAUGCCUAUAAUCACUGUGAGAUUCACAACAUCAGACCUUUUUCACUCUAAUUACAGCAUGAAUGUCGGUGUAUGCCUUGUAGUACCUGCAGUUUGAUUCUAUAUUUUUUUCGGAGAAAAAGCAUAUGAAAGUCCUUUUGUGAGCCUUGCCAAUAUCUUUUAGCUCAAGCCAACGGUAGUUUCUCUUAGAAACAU